AUGAGCAGCAGAGGCCAUAGAAGCAAGCUGAGAAAAACUGAGGACUCCUUAAGGGUUUGUUCCCCUCAAACGUCUUCAAGGGAAGAGCCUGUGCUCUUUGCCUGGUGCAAGAAAGGAACUAGCAGACUGAAAUCAGCCACAGACCCAGUUGCUCUGGCCAAAACCUUCAAAUCCUUCUUGACUCUUAACACUCCUCAGAUCCACUGCUUCAGCAAAUCUUGCCAGCUUUGCCUUCAAACCCCCAGUGAGAGUCAAGGAGUGCCGAGGGGACCAUAUCCACCUGGCCAGCUGCCACCGCCUCCUCGUCUACCCUACAAACGAGGACAGAAUCCAUCACGCCUCCCUCCUCUCCGUGGCCCAGGACUUAUUCCACCACCUCCUCCUCUUCGUCCACCAGGGCGCAUUCCUCCUCCUCCUCGUCGUCGUCCUCCCUUUGGCCAAGCACACAUUCCAUCUCAACCCCUUCCAUUGGGACCUAUUAGACAUCCUCCACCCUUUCCAGGUUACCCAAAACCACGCUUCCCACCAAGACCUUACCCUCCAGGACUACCUCUCUUUGCUCCUCUGCACCCUAACCUUAAACUCACAAUUAAAACAACCACAACAGCUACAACCACAACCAGUACCACUACAGAACCCACCACGACCACCACAAGAGAAACCACUCCCACUUCCACAGAACCCACCACCAUAACAGCAACCAAUCCCACUUCCACAGAACCCACCACCACAAUAGCAACCACUCCCACUUCCACAGAACCAACCACAACAGCAACCACCAUCACUUCCACUGAACCUACCACUACAACAGCAACCAUUAUUGGCACUGAACCCACCACCACAGCACCCACCACCCCAGCAACCACCCCCACUUCCACGGAACCCACAACCACCCCCACUUCCACAGAACCCACCACAACAGCAACCACCCUCACUUCCACUGAACCUACCACUACAACAGCAACCAUUAUUGGCACUGAACCCACCACCACAGCACCCACCACCCCAGCAACCACCACCACUUCCACAGAAUCCACCACCACAUCAAUAGCAACCACCACCGCAGCAUCUACCACAGCUACUACUCAAAUUACAACUAACCUUCCCUCCACCACACUGCCCAACACCACUAUCCAAGUUACAACUCCCAAUCAAACUACAUCAAAAAGUUUAAUUUUUAAAAGUUUUUUGGAGAAAUUACUUUCAUUUUUGUUAGGAUAUUUGAGAAAUGAUAUUUUCCAACUGCUGUAAGCUUUUAGGAGAAAUGAACUUCAUUUAUUUCAAUGGAACCAAUCCUGAUCUAAUCAGCACACCAAACAAAUAAAGUA
This is a messenger RNA of Ceratotherium simum simum (southern white rhinoceros), 1328 nucleotides long. NCBI's taxonomy places the organism in Eukaryota, Metazoa, Chordata, Mammalia, Perissodactyla, Rhinocerotidae. The record is from RefSeq and is a predicted model, not a curated record.